Messenger RNA from Periconia digitata, 876 nucleotides. NCBI's taxonomy places the organism in Eukaryota, Fungi, Ascomycota, Dothideomycetes, Pleosporales, Periconiaceae. The record is from the annotation of a GenBank genome assembly.
CCAUGACACUUUCCCCCUUUGAUAUGUAAUCAUCGAAGAACGGGAGACGAAAAAAAAAAAGAAGGCGGGCGAAACAUACUGAUUGCAAAAAGGGAUAAUAAUCUUGGAUCCACAACUCGAGCACCAUCGGAAAAGAGUAGACAGAGCCACAACAGCACCAGCAACAAGGAACAACAACUCCUGAACGGUUAUUCUUCCCCUCUUCCCGGUUGCUCGGGGUAAAAGUAGGCGAAUCGCACGCAGCGUAUACGCCUGGAAAAUUCCCAAUUCAAGGUUAGCAGGGAAAGACGGGGGACGUAUGCACGCUGACUGUGCUGAGUCGAGGUAAACUCCAUGGAGGGCAAACGUGCGCGCCGUGCCAUCUCUCUCCAAAUCCUCGAUCCUUUUUUUUUGUCCCCGUCUUACCAUCCCGACCGAGCCCAAUCGUACAAGCGGCCUGUUUUUGCUUCUUUUUUCCAAACACGCAAGCACGGGGCAGCAAUCGCUCAUGUUAGAUCCGAUGGCCGACCUCCGGGGGCGCGCGCGGAACACUUGAUCAAUUCCAAUCGUUUUUUUUUUUGCUUCUUCUUGGGGGAGGGCCCUUGUUUCGUACAAUAUAACACCGGCCGGUGGACGCCUGUGGACACUGUGACCGUGACAUCUUUUGCCCGCUCCUCCGUCGAGUCUGCUUGGGCCGUUCAUAUAACUUUGUUGCAUUUCUCUUUUAGUACUUGGUCUCUUGUUGGUGCGUCGCUCUACGGCAUUUCGUCUCUCGGUUUCAGGGCCGUCCGGGACUCGAUAAACUUGGAGAGACACUGGUUGUAAAGGGUGUUGAUGCGUACGUGCGAGAACAGUGUCUGGUAAUAGGAUGAUUGAUAUUUGAUUGAGCCAAGGUUU